This is a messenger RNA of Cladocopium goreaui, 2109 nucleotides long. The record is from the annotation of a GenBank genome assembly. Lineage: Eukaryota; Dinophyceae; Suessiales; Symbiodiniaceae.
AUGAGCGUUCCAGCCAUCACGGCCGGUGUGGCGGGCACCACGCGUCGCAUCGAGGCCUGGAAUGCGUUUGGAGAUCCCAGGUGGGUGGAUGGUGAUGUGCUGGAGAUCACACCCUUGGGCGCAGGGGCUGAGGUGGGUCGUUCAUGCUGCAUCGUGCGCUUCCGGGGCAAGGUGGUGAUGUUCGACUGCGGAGUGCACCCCGCGCACAGCGGCAUGAGUUGUUUGCCUUACUUUGAUCACAUCAACCCCGCGGAGGUGGAUCUACUGCUGGUGACCCAUUUCCACUUGGAUCACAGCGGUGCUGUGCCGUACUUCGUGAGCCGGACGGAGUUCAAGGGCAAGGUCUUUAUGACGCACCCCACACGGCCCAUUUGCAAGAUGUUGUGGCAAGACUAUGCCAGGGUGAGCAAGAUCGCAGCAGAGGACCAGAUCUUCAGCAGCGAAGACAUCAACAGGACCGUUGAGCGAAUCGAGCUUCUCGAUUACCACGAGGAGCGGCAAUUCCGCGGCAUCAAGUUCUCAUGCUACCGUGCAGGGCACGUGCUUGGCGCUGCGAUGUUCAUGAUCAACAUCGGAGGCAUCCGGGUCUUGUACACCGGGGACUACAGCCGUGAAGAAGAUCGUCAUUUGCCGCAGGCAGAGAUCCCCAACGUCCGCAUCCACGUACUCAUUGUGGAGUCCACCUACGGUGUGAUGAAUCACGAGCCUAGAGAGCAGCGGGAGCAGCGCUUCACCAACUCGGUACAUCAGAUCGUGCGGCAGGGCGGCAAGUGCCUCUUGCCCGUCUUUGCCCUUGGCCGAGCGCAGGAGAUCCUGUUGAUCUUGGAGGACUAUUGGGAACGCAACUCGGACUUGCACGAGAUUCCCAUCUUCUACAACUCGCCCAUGGCGACCAAGUGCCUCCGGAUCUUCGAGACCUACACCAACAUGUGCAGCGUUUCAGUGCAAGAACAGGCAAAUCGAUGUAACAAUCCCUGGAUUCUGAAGUACAUCCAGAACAUGCCUGACAGGCAUACCUUCGCCCAGCUGGAGUCGGAGAUUGGUGCCUGCGUAGUACUAGCGGCUCCAGGCAUGUUGCAGAGCGGUGCCAGCCGCGAGCUCUUUGAAGCCUGGGCGCCAGAGAAGAAGAAUGGCGUCAUCGUCACCGGAUACUCGGUGAGCGGCACAUUGGCGCACGAGUUGAAAGGGGAUCCAGAGAGCGUGACCUUGAACGACGGCCGCAAGGUGAACGUGAAAGCCACCGUGAAGUUCAUGUCCUUCUCAGCCCAUUCGGACUACAACCAGACUUCCGAGUUCAUCCGACGCCUCAAAGCCAACGUGGUGGUCUUGGUUCAUGGCGAGGAGCACGAGAUGAAUCGCAUGCGCAACAAGCUUCGAGAGGAGUAUCCUGAGCUGAACGUCACCGCACCGCAGAAUUGCCAGACGGUGGCGUUGCGGGUGCCGCCGGACCGGUCCUUCGAUGCUGUUGGGAGCAUCGCAGAGGAGCUGCAAUCCGUGAAGAAGGGACGCACAGAGGUUUCAGGCCUUUUGGUGGAAGAUUCCACAGGUGUUCGGGCGUUGAUGAAGCCAGAGGAACUGGGUACCUUCACUGCUCUGAAAGCCUGCAAGGUGGAGCAAUGCCAACGGUUCGUCUUUCCUCACAGCUUGGCGGCGCUAGGCCGAGCUCUGUUGGAAAUCUACGAUGAGGUCUCCGUGGAGGGCACCGCGCUGCAGGUCUGCGAGGCGGUGGAGGUGACCCUGGAGAACCAGAUCCUGUCGAUCACUUGGGAUUCUUCACCGGUGAAUGACAUGGUCGCUGAUUCGGUUGCCUUCACGGCGAUCGAGUUGACUCGAAGCCCCAACAUGGUCACAGCCUUACAGGGGCAAGAUGUGAAUAAGGAGGAGGAACAGAUCUUCAAGGUUCUAUGCACUUACCUCCAACAGGAGUAUGGCCGAUUAGUUGUCGAUGACGCCAAGAAGCUGGUGUCUUUCGAGGUGGACGGAAGUCAUGUCUCCAUGAACUUCCCUCUUCGCAGCGUUGAGUGCACGGACGAGGCCCUUCGUGAAGGAGUCACAAAAGCAUUGCGGAGAUGUGAAAGGUCAUUGAGACCUAUCGCAACAAUCGGCUGA